AUGGGUAUGCUGCCUGCUGCCCAGGGUAGUUUAUGCCUGUCUGGUCCAUAUGAGGACUAGAAUAAUGCGGGGGGUGUGCGAUGAGGAGGUUUGGUGUAAGUUUACUGUGGAUAACCUGCGGCUGGCAGAGAGAGAGGAGGUGGCGAGCCAGGCCUUGAGGCGGCUGAUUGAGCGGGUACUGCAGGAGACGGCUGAGGAUCUCCAGACGCAGUGUGCCGCUGUAGAUCGGACCUUGAACCAGUGCUGCAUGGAACUGAGCCAAGCCAAAACACAGCUGGAGCUGCACCUGGCACAGAUUCUGGAGCAGAUUGGGGCUCAGGAGAGGAAUAUCUCAUCCCUGCAGCAAGCUGUAUAUGAUAAAGAAGCUCCGCUCAGAGUGGCUCAAUCUAGACUGCAUUACCGAACCUUCAGACCCAACAUGGAGCUGUGCCGAGACCAGCCUCAGCUCAGUUUGUUAGGUGAGGCGUCAGAACUCAACAGUACAGUAUCAGCCCUACAGCAGCAGCUGUAUGAAGCACGCAAAUCUUUUUCUGACCUGGAGGAAAGCAGACUGUCCCUGGAGAAAGACAUCUCUUGCAAAACAAACUCCCUCCUCAUCGACCGAGAGAAGUGUAUGACGCACCGCACACGCUACCCUUCUGUCACAGUGCUGUCUGGAUACUGACAGUCUCAUAAUAUGCACUAUUCACCAGAAGGUCUGGAUCCAUUACAGUAACUUCCAGUGGCAUGCAGUGUGUGUGCAUUUUAUCAGUGUUGUUUGA
Messenger RNA from Sinocyclocheilus rhinocerous, 761 nucleotides. RefSeq names its product tektin-4-like. Gene Ontology annotation, biological process: cilium movement involved in cell motility; cilium assembly. The transcript is spliced from 4 exons. The coding region runs from base 50 to 664 and encodes 204 amino acids. Lineage: Eukaryota; Metazoa; Chordata; Actinopteri; Cypriniformes; Cyprinidae. Gene Ontology annotation, cellular component: microtubule cytoskeleton; nucleus; sperm flagellum. The record is from RefSeq and is a predicted model, not a curated record.